Messenger RNA from Dentiscutata erythropus, 227 nucleotides. The record is from the annotation of a GenBank genome assembly. NCBI's taxonomy places the organism in Eukaryota, Fungi, Glomeromycota, Glomeromycetes, Diversisporales, Gigasporaceae.
AUGAAUUAUACGAAAACUCCAAAUAUCAUGAUUCCAACACACGUUUUUCUUCUCAUUGUAGUAAUAAAGAGAUUGGAUCCUACUGAUCUCUAUACUAUCGUUAAUGACAUUAAAUUUAUUCUUCGUGGUUCCGAGGAAUUGAAGAAUUCGCAGUCCUUAAGACAUAAACUAGCUUCUGUCCGUGUUCGCGAAUAUCUCCAAAGCAAUAUUAUUAUAGAAAAGGAGCG